Messenger RNA from Penicillium longicatenatum, 2241 nucleotides. Its product is annotated as PalH/RIM21 family protein. Gene Ontology annotation, biological process: cellular response to pH. The record is from RefSeq and is a predicted model, not a curated record. Gene Ontology annotation, cellular component: plasma membrane. NCBI's taxonomy places the organism in Eukaryota, Fungi, Ascomycota, Eurotiomycetes, Eurotiales, Aspergillaceae. The coding region runs from base 1 to 2241 and encodes 746 amino acids. The transcript is spliced from 2 exons.
AUGGACAAUGAUGCCCGGUUGACUCCCCGCCAGAUCUGGGCGAAUCCGACAACGACCUCGACUAAAACCUAUUCGGCUGGAUGUACGCCGUUUGUAUUGCCUAGCGAUGGGAUUAUUCAUGUGAACAAAUCCUAUGAAUUGACACUCACCAAUAACGCCGUGUUCGAGCCGACGUGCACUGGCGACCUCAGCGAUUAUGUUCACGUUGCCGCCGUUCUUGAUACCCGCGAUCCGUUUUAUUCCUCCGUUACGCCACAGCUCUACGCCAUCGGUUGCUGUACAGUCGUCAGUUAUAUUCUCGUUAUCAUUUUACUCAUUACCCCGCGCACCUUCUUCGUCGGAGGCCCCGGUGGCGGCGGAGCGAAUUUCCUUGGACGGCAUAGCAUGAUCAGUAGGUCAUAUACCAGGAAUUCAUCGAUUGUGGGUGUCGGCGGUCGGCCAUGGCUGCAGAAAGUGGCGGCUUUUCUUGUUGCCAUCUCGUUGACAAUCGCCACGGUUGACUCCUUCAGAGUUGCCGAGGCCCAGUACGAAUAUGGAUACUCGGAUGCUGAGGCACUCUCCGAGGAGGUCAUUGAUGGGCUAGAGAUUCGCAUCGUGCGUGUCAUUUCGCAAACUUUUCUCUGGUUGGCGCAGGUCCAGACUUUGAUUCGACUGUUUCCGCGACAUAAAGAAAAAGUCAUGAUCAAAUGGGCUGGAUUUGCCCUCAUUGUUUUGGACACGAUAUUCAGUAUUUUGGAAAGUUUCUUUUUCAAGAACAGUUCCACUCAUCCAAGAUUAUACGAUGAUGCGAUCCCGGCACUAAGCUACUUGUUUGAGCUAGCUCUCAAUUUGCUAUAUGCCGCGUGGGUCAUCUUCUACUCCAUCUCGAAACAUCGGUAUGCCUUUUUCCAUCCAAAGAUGCGCAAUAUUUGUUUUGUGGCGCUUUUGUCACUAUCUGCUGUUUUAAUCCCAGUGGUGUUCUUUGUCAUGGACAUCGCAAAACCGGAGAUCGCCGGCUGGGGUACCUACAUCAGAUGGGUUGGAUCGGCAGCGGCCAGUGUGGUAGUAUGGGAGUGGGUGGAGCGCAUAGAAGCGCUUGAGCGCGAUGAAACCAAAGAUGGAAUUCUUGGACGAGAAGUGUUUGAUGGCGAUGAGAUGCUUGAGGUGACUCCCUCUGAAGAAGUUGAUUGGCCACGAUAUCCGCCCAAUGGUCAAGACAGAGGUGGUGGAAACGGCGCCUCUUCGGCAUGGGGUGGAGUCAGAAAUCUAGCCCAUCGACCACUACGAACUCGAGUGGGAAUCAACCGUGCAAAUCGCAAUCGUGGAGCUGGCGGAUUCCCAUCCACAAGUGGUGCCGCAGGAUCAAGGCGCCAGGGCCAUCGACCUACUCCACCUCCGGCAGUCAUCACCCCGGUCAGUCGAGCUGACACCAGCAGUGCUCCCAGCACAGUAUAUAAUGUUCGGUAUCAUCCAGUCGCCAGCCCUACACCACCCGUGGCGAUGCCACACAUGGAGGAAGAAGUGGAAUUGGAAGAAGCGAAAGAAAUGGAGAUCGAGGGAUAUCCGGCACCAGACGACGUGGAAAAUCAAGCCCCUGCCCCUGAUAGCAGAGAGCAAUCACCACAAAUGGUCCAAGCCGACCCGCGAUGGCGCAAUCUCAUCAAUCAUUUCAAACGAAGACGCGGUUCCCUCCCGAGGGAGGUCGCCUUUGCACAAGCUGGCGAGGAAACAAAUGAAGGGGAGAAAGGCGAUUCUGACUCCGUGGCCGAUGAUCAUGAGCAAACUACCACUCAGGCGAGAUCAAACAAUAAUUUCUUCUCACUUCAUCGGCCGCGACUUUCCGGUCCCGGUUCACAAUCUGCUGACGCCCCCUUGGCCGUCACAGUGAUUCCCGCCCGUCGCCGUGGACAACAGACUUGGUCCCCUCAACCUCGGAAUGGAUUGCUGGAAACAUCACCCAGUCAACAUGAACAACAGCAACCCCGAUCUGGCUACUCCAAUUUACCAGUCAGGGUUAUCCCUUCCCAACCACAGACGUCUGCACCAUGGGACGAUGCGGAUCUGGAGAAUGGAGGUGGGGAUUAUGUCCUCCGCUAUGAUCCCGAAGCUGCCGCUUUAGUCCAUGAGCGUGUGAGCCAUUCGCGAGAGGAGCCUGUUGUUGCUGACCGUGCUAGUUGGACAGCGACGACCGUCUCCGAGGUAGAUUCACAUCAUGAUGAGCCUCCAGGUCCACAGCAUCACGAUCAUCAUACAUCCUCCUGA